UCCAUCCAUCCAGAGCUAUAAAUCAGUACAGAGGACUCACUGCACUGCACGGACUCAUCAUCAGCUGUCUCAUGCUUUAUCUGGAUGUAAUGCUCUGACGGACUGUUUCUUCGUCCAGCCUCGAGAUGAAUGUGAAUAGCUUAUUAAACAAAUGGACUCAGAUCCCCAGGAUGUGUGAAGUGGACGUAUCAUCAGAGCCAACCAGUCCUACGUUGUACAGCGAAUCAUCGGAUGCGUAUUACCAUGUGGACCGAUGGCAGAAGCUAAGAACAGCCGUGAGAAAACUUGAGUUCUGGGAGAACUUCAGCCAUGAGUUGAUUGGCAGUGGCUUUUUCUCUAAAGUCUAUAAGGUAAUUCACAACAGCACAUGCAAAGUAAUGGUGGUGAAGAUUUAUAAGAACGAUGUGGACCAGGACAGCAUUGUGAGAGAGAUCAGCCUCCUACAGAAACUCUCUCACCCCAAUAUAGUCAGGUAUCUGGGUAUUUGUGUGAAAGAGGACAAGCUGUACCCAAUUCUUGAAUAUGUAAGUGGAGGCUGUUUGGAGGAGCUGCUUGCUAGGAAAGAUGUUCCUCUGUGUUGGAGGGAGAAAGUGGACCUGGCAUCAGACAUCACUAGAGGAAUGAUCUAUCUCCAUUACAAAAACAUCUAUCAUCGUGAUCUCAACUCGAAGAACUGUUUGAUCAGGGUGACUUCUCGAGGCAGAGAGGCUUUGGUUACAGACUUUGGUUUGGCCAGAGAAGUAGUGGAACUCCCUGCUAAAGACCGGAAGCUGUCACUAGUCGGCUCGGCCUUUUGGAUGGCGCCUGAGAUGCUGCGCGGUGAACCUUAUGACCGCAAGGUUGAUGUGUUCUCUUUUGGGAUUGUACUGUGUGAAAUUCUAGCCAGAAUCCCAGCAGACCCAGAAAUCCUGCCAAGAACUCAGGACUAUGGUUUGGAUGUGUCUGCUUUUAGGAAGAUGGUUUCUGGUUGUCCACAGCGUGUACUGGACCUGGCUGCCAACUGCUGCUUGAUGGAAGCGUUCCGACGGCCGUCAUUCACUGAGGUACUGGAUGAGCUGUCGGAGGUGGUAGAGACCCUGGAGCCACCUGCACAAACAGAUCUGACCACCGGCUGAGCUAUAAUGUUCUACUUUGUGAGCACUCCAAACCAAUGUACCUAAACAAAAGUAAGAGGAAACAAGGUCAUCAGAACAACCGGAUCUGUCUUUUACAGAUUUUAAAACUGUAUGGCAGUGGGAAAAAGAACUAAACAAUCCACAGAUCUAUCGGCUCUCAUACAAAGAUACACAAUAAAAAUUGUGUACAACUUCUCAUUGCUAGAUCUGAUCCAGGACCAAACUCUUUCUGACUGGUUUUAAUAAAUACAGUUAAAUACAGUUAUGCAGAAACUGCUGCUGCUAAAUGGACUGAAAUUUUAAUUUGACUGAACCAAGCUGAUAAAACUGUAUCAUGGAGAUUAUCUACUAAUAGUUUUCUUCUUUAAUGUCUCAGGUUUUAUUCCGGACUUCUUCACAGAUUUGGGACUUACAGGUUUAUGUCUAGUGUAGAGUUUUGCUAUCUGACAAAGAUGAUGAUUUGAUGAUGAUGAAGUUCUCAGUCUACUCAGGCUAAAUUAUAUUUUUGUAGAUUUGUGUAGAUAAAAUCUAAGAUGUACAUACAACAAGUAUUUUGGUACAAAUUCCUCUAUUCUAUUUGUAUUUUAGAUUUUUCUUGCCCUUUUAUUACAGAGUGCUUGCAAAUUAUUACAAUUAUUACAAGGUUAAACUGUUCUUAUAUAAGACAAUAAUACACAGCUGGACUUCCUUCUUGUGCUUAGGUAGCUUGCCUAACAAAAAUGGUGUACAGGCCAGGAAGUCUAAUGUUUCCUGAUAAAGAUUGUUUGUGCAUUUAUGUAUUUUAUAUGGACUCAGUCCAAAAGUGUGAAUCCAACAGAGUUUUAUUUUGUCUGUGUAUCGGUGUGUGAUCAGCCUGGCUCCUUGUUUUUAUGUAGCACCAAAGUAGACUUGUUUGGUUAAAAAUUCCCUGGAGCUUAAAGGCAGGGAUUUAAAUAAUAAAAGCCUUUUUAGUUGCGAUUUCUGAUUAUAUUAGGUGAUUUUGUCCUGGGCAUUGUCAGUAUCUGCUCUAUUUUGAUCAGCAUUGUGGUGGUUUAUAGCCACCCUGAAACAGUGUGAGAGCACCAAUCAAUCACAGACCAUCACAAACUCAUCCUGCAGGUCGUCAGUUUGCACUUAAUGUCUUAAUGUGACAUCAUAGCAAAUGACAAAAUUACUCACUGAUUAGUCCCAAACAAACAAGCUCUGGUUAUGGGAUUUUUAAACAGUGCUCAAACCAAAAAUAUGAGUCAGCAGUGCCCAGUGAUCAGAAAUUGUCCAAUGAUUAAAGACUAGAGGAUGUGCUCUAGAGAGUAUGUGUUCUUAAUAACGAGGCCAGUAAAUGUAGAAAAUAAAAUCCUUUGAGUGCAUAAUAUUAGCCUGAGCACUUCAAGUAUAUGAUUCAUUUAUAGGUAGAUUUCCAGCACAUUCUGAUCUGAUGAUUCCACAUUUUAAUUUGUUUUAAGAAUGGACAGUGUUCUCCAGGGCAAAGGUAUUGAUUGUUGUUAAUGCAAAGUUCAAAAGCUAGCAUCUGUCAUGGUACUGGAGUGUUAGACAGCAUAUUAAUGAUAAAACAUGGUGUUGAUAGUGUAAUAGUGUAGAGAUGCUUUGCAGCUUUGAGGCUGGGUGACCUGCCAAAUACAAACCACAAAGUUGGGACAUAUAUAAGUAAUACAACCAAGAAUCUAUGAUAUGUUAUUUCUUUUGUUUUAACUGACAAGAGUAUAAAGUGACCCACCACUAUGCUUCACCAGCAGAAAGAAAUAGGAAGCCUCUUUAUUUAAUAUAGAUUUUGGGAUGUAAAAUUCAGUUAAGCUGCUUAUUUUUGAGGGUUUGUUAUUUGUUGUUUCUUAGAACAAUGGGAUACGAUGUAAAGACUACACAAAGGUUAAAUAGUACAAUUUGUCUAGUAUGUCAAUAGUAUGUAUGUAAUAAAAUGUUUUUUAGACAUUGUUUGCUUACCUCAGAGGGGGGGCUACUUUUUGCCUUUUGCUUUAAAAAGUUCACUGUGUUACUAAGUCCCGCCGGAGGCAACACUUACAUAAAUACAAAUGUAAUUAUCCUUACACAUGAAAUAAAACAUUUGUUGUUUAUAAUAGCAA
Molecule: messenger RNA, 3193 nt
Organism: Trichomycterus rosablanca
Lineage: Eukaryota; Metazoa; Chordata; Actinopteri; Siluriformes; Trichomycteridae
Product: PKc_LIMK_like_unk domain-containing protein
Exons: 10
Coding region: 126-1115 (329 amino acids)
Biological process (GO): protein phosphorylation; actin cytoskeleton organization
Cellular component (GO): nucleus; cytoplasm
Molecular function (GO): ATP binding; protein serine/threonine kinase activity
Source: RefSeq, a predicted model, not a curated record